AAAAAGAUAAAAUAAAUAGCAAAAAAACAUUCAUCGUUUAGGUCUCUCUCUUUCUCUCGUCUCUGUUCCGACGACGAUCGCUGAAAUUACUAUCGCCGGAUUAUCCGUUUACCUCCUGAUUCUCGUUUGAUUCGUUAGGAGAUAUAGCCAUGAAUCCUGAAUAUGACUACCUGUUCAAGCUUUUGCUUAUUGGUGAUUCUGGUGUUGGAAAAUCCUGCUUGCUUCUAAGGUUUGCUGAUGAUUCUUACCUGGAUAGCUACAUCAGUACCAUUGGUGUUGACUUUAAAAUCCGCACAGUUGAACAGGACGGAAAGACAAUCAAACUCCAGAUCUGGGACACAGCAGGCCAAGAACGUUUCAGGACUAUCACCAGUAGCUACUACAGAGGAGCUCAUGGGAUCAUUGUUACCUAUGACGUCACGGACCAAGAGAGCUUCAACAACGUCAAGCAGUGGCUGAAUGAAAUCGACCGUUACGCCAGUGAGAAUGUGAACAAGCUACUGGUUGGAAACAAAAACGAUCUCACUUCACAGAAGGUUGUAUCCACUGAGACAGCUCAGGCUUUUGCAGAUGAACUGGGGAUCCCUUUCUUGGAAACAAGUGCUAAAAAUGCAACCAAUGUUGAAGAAGCGUUCAUGGCCAUGACUGCUGCAAUCAAGACCAGAAUGGCCAGCCAACCAGCUGGAGGUGCCAAGCCACCGACGGUCCAGAUUCGCGGACAGCCAGUGAACCAGCAAUCAGGCUGUUGCUCAUCUUGA
Molecule: messenger RNA, 758 nt
Organism: Eruca vesicaria subsp. sativa (arugula)
Lineage: Eukaryota; Viridiplantae; Streptophyta; Magnoliopsida; Brassicales; Brassicaceae
Source: the annotation of a GenBank genome assembly